Molecule: messenger RNA, 5578 nt
Organism: Pelobates fuscus (common spadefoot toad)
Lineage: Eukaryota; Metazoa; Chordata; Amphibia; Anura; Pelobatidae
Gene: POLR1A
Product: RNA polymerase I subunit A
Exons: 34
Coding region: 115-5223 (1702 amino acids)
Biological process (GO): DNA-templated transcription
Cellular component (GO): RNA polymerase I complex
Molecular function (GO): DNA binding
Source: RefSeq, a predicted model, not a curated record
CCAAACCAAACACUAUCCCCCCCCCCCCCCUGUACCCCGUGUAUUGGUUUAUUCCAGUUCCGGGUCCGCACGUGGUGCACAGAGCGCAGACUGAGAGCUCUCCCAGCCGGGACCAUGCUCAUCUCUAAGGACAUACCAUGGAGGCGGCUGGACAACAUCUCAUUCGGGAUAUACUCCUCCGACGACAUCAGAAAUCUGAGUGUGAAGGCAAUAACCAACUACAGAUAUUUGGACAGUGUUGGGAACCCAAUGGCUAAUGGCCUUUACGAUCUGGCUCUGGGACCUGCAGACACCAAGGAAGUGUGCGGCACCUGUGCCCAGGACUUCAACAACUGCCCUGGUCAUCUGGGACAUAUCGAACUCCCCCUCAUUGUUUAUAACCCACUCAUUUUUGAUAAACUGUUCCUACUGGUACGUGGCUCCUGUUUUCACUGCCACUUGCUGACAUGUCCUCGUGCGGUGAUUCACUUGCUGCUCAAUCAACUGAAGGUCCUUGAACAUGGCGCCCUCCACGAGGUUCACGAACUGGAAGCUGUUCUUGGAAGAUACCUGGAGGGCAACUCGGCUGCGACCGGUAGCGAGAUUAAAGAUGAGUUAGAAGACUACACCCGAAGUGUGUUAAAAAAGUACAAGAAGAAGACAGAGUCCAAAACUGUGAAGAAUAUCUGCAUAGCCAGAAACAAGCUGAUUGGAGAUUUCUGGAAAUUGGAAAUGGCGUCUAAAAAAUGUCCCAAUUGCAGGGCUCCAAAGUCAGUAGUGAGAAAAGAACACAACAGCAAGUUAACCAUCAUAAUGGCUAAACCAACUAAAAAGUCCAAAGAUGACUUGGAGAAAGGUGACCUUCCAGAAGUGUUUGAUGCGACAGAAUUAAGCAAACGAGGUUAUUUAACUGCCAACAGCACCAAGGAGCACAUAGAGGCCUUGUGGGAAAAUGAAGGCUUUUUCUUGAAGUACCUAUUUUCUGGAAUGGGAUUCGGAAAGAAAUCCAUAUUUACUCCAGACAUGUUUUUUAUGGACCUUAUUGUGGUUCCUCCUGCAAGGUACCGUCCCAUUAACCGGCUCGCAGAUCAGAUGUUUACCAACGGGCAGACGGUUAAUUUGCAGGCGGUCCUAAAAGAUGUCUCACUGAUACAGAAACUUCUGGCCGUGAUAGCCCAGGAUCAGGGCAAAACCCAGGAACUGACAGAAACCGAAUCCGUUUUGGAACAGAUGGAGACCGAGUUUAUUGAUCGUUCUUUCCUGGCUGCCUUGCCGGGCCAGUCCCUCACUGAUAAAUUGUAUAAUGCCUGGGUUCGACUUCAGAGCCAUGUGAAUGUUGUGUUUGACAGCGACAUGGACAAGCUGAUGACUGACAAGUAUCCUGGAAUUCGACAGAUUCUGGAGAAGAAAGAAGGCCUGUUUCGGAAGCACAUGAUGGGCAAACGUGUGGAUUACGCUGCCCGUUCAGUUAUCUGUCCCGACAUGUACAUUAAUACCAAUGAGAUUGGAAUCCCGAUGGUAUUUGCAACUAAGCUGACUUAUCCCCAGCCCGUCACUCCGUGGAAUGUGCAUGAAUUGCGGCAGUUUGUGAUCAAUGGGCCCAAUGUGCAUCCGGGAGCCUCCAUGGUGAUUAAUGAGGACGGCACUCGUACAAUUCUAAAUCCUACUAACCCCAGCCAAAGGGAGGCCAUAGCUAAGCAGCUCCUCACACCUUCCACUGGCACGCAGAAAAUGGCAGCUAAAAUUGUAUGUCGUCAUGUUAGAAAUGGGGAUGUGCUGCUGUUGAAUCGGCAACCUACCUUGCACAGACCAUCUAUCCAAGCUCACAAAGCCCGAAUCCUGCCUGGGGAGAAGGUGUUAAGGCUGCACUACGCCAACUGUAAGGCAUACAAUGCUGACUUUGAUGGUGAUGAAAUGAACGCUCACUUUCCUCAGGGUGAACUGGGGCGUGCCGAAGCGUACACAAUCGCCUGUACCGAUGAACAGUACUUGGUGCCGAAGGAUGGGACGCCCUUAGCAGGAUUGAUUCAAGAUCACAUGGUGUCUGGUACCAGCAUGACCAUCCGCGGCUGUUUCUUCACCAGAGAGCAAUACAUGGAGCUGGUAUACCGAGGACUGACUGAUAAGAAAGGACGUGUGAUUACUCUGCCACCAGCAAUCCUAAAACCGUAUCCUCUUUGGACAGGAAAGCAGGUAGUCUCGACCUUACUAAUCAAUGUAAUACCCGAGCACCACAUCCCGCUCAACUUGACAGGAAAAGCCAAGAUUCCCGGGAAAGCCUGGGUAAAGGACCCUCCUAGAGCCACUCCAGGAUUCGAGUCGGACUCCAUGUGCGAAUCUCAGGUUAUCAUCCGGAAUGGAGAGCUCCUGUGUGGUGUCCUGGACAAAGCUCACUAUGGAAGCUCAUCUUUCGGCCUCGUUCAUUGCUGCUACGAGCUGUACGGUGGGGAGACUAGUGGGAAGCUGCUGACGUGCCUUGCUCGACUCUUCACAGCUUAUCUGCAGUUAUACCGAGGCUUUACCAUGGGAGUGGAAGACAUUUUGGUCCGUCCCUACGCCAACAUUAAAAGACAGAAGAUGGUGGAAAAGUCUACACACUGUGGUGGGCGUGCUGUCCGAGCUGCAUUCAAUCUGUCUCAGAGUUGCACUGAUGAGGAAGCCCAAGGAAAAUGGCAAGAUGCCCAGCUCAACAAGGACCAGAGGGAUUUCAACAUGGUGGACCUGAAAUUCAAAGAAGAAGUCAACAAGUUCAGCAAUGAAAUCAACAAGGUCUGUAUGCCUCUCGGCCUCCACCGACCCUUUCCAGAAAAUAACCUUCAGCUGAUGGUCCAGUCAGGCGCUAAGGGAUCAACUGUGAACACUAUGCAGAUUUCGUGUUUGCUGGGUCAGAUUGAGUUGGAAGGUCGGCGCCCGCCAUUGAUGCCUUCUGGGAAAUCUUUACCGUGCUUUCAGCCGUAUGACUUCACGCCAAGGUCUGGGGGGUUUGUGACUGGCCGAUUUCUCACUGGCAUUAAACCUUAUGAAUUCUUCUUCCAUUGCAUGGCUGGGAGGGAAGGUUUGGUUGACACUGCUGUGAAAACCAGUCGCUCUGGGUAUCUCCAAAGGUGUGUGAUCAAACACCUGGAAGGUCUGGUGGUUCAGUAUGACCUGACAGUGCGGGACAGCGAUGGCAGCAUUAUCCAAUUCCUGUACGGUGAGGACGGCCUGGACGUCCCGAAGACUCAGUUUCUGCAGCCGAAACAAUUCCCCUUCAUUGCAGAUAACUAUGAGGUCGUUAAGAAGUCUAAACGGCUGGAUGAAGUGCUGUCCAAGAUGAAUUCUGAGCAAGCAAAUCUGCAUAGCCAGACCAUCAAAAAAUGGAGGGCAAAACACCCGAAUCCAUCGCUGAGGCUUAGCCCCUUCUUACUCUUCUCACAGAAGAAAAUGGCUGCAGCUAAAGCGGCUUGUCCAGACGGACAGAAUGAGAAUGGCCGGAGUCCUGCAUCUAAGCUGCUGUUGGAUACAUGGUAUUCUCUCCAAGAGAAGGCUCGAGGCAAAUAUUCUAAAAAGGCUUCUCACAUCCCUGACCCCUGCCUGGCAGUCUGUCGCCCAGAUAUCUAUUUUGGAUCAGUCUCGGAAACAUUUCAAGACAAGGUCGAUCAGUAUGGCUUCCAAUGGGAAGAGAAAAGGAAAAACGGCUAUGAGAAAUCCAAACUGUCCUAUGACAAUUUGAGGACGUUGCUGCACCUUAAGUGGCAGAGGGCCCUGUGUGACCCAGGAGAGGCGGUGGGACUCCUGGCCGCUCAGAGUAUUGGGGAACCAUCCACCCAGAUGACCUUGAACACCUUUCACUUUGCAGGCAGAGGAGAAAUGAAUGUCACGCUAGGUAUUCCCAGACUUCGGGAGAUUCUAAUGGUUGCCAGUUCCAACAUUAAAACACCCAUGAUGAGUGUGCCCGUCAUCGGCACCAAAAGAGCUUUGAAAAAGGUGAAGAGGCUGAAGAAACAACUAACACGCGUGUGCUUGUCAGAGGUGUUGCACAAGGUGGACGUAGAAGAGACUUUCCAAAUAGAAGGAAAGAAAGUGAAAUAUCAGGUGUACAAGAUAAAGUUUCAUUUCUUGCCUUUCGAGUAUUAUCAGCAGGAAAAGGCCUUGCGUCCCGAGGACAUAUUGCGUUUCAUGGAAACCAGGUUCUUCCGAAUCAUGUUUGAUGCGAUAAAGAGGAGAAGCGCAAAGCUUGCCUCGUUCCGGGAAGUGAGCACCCGCAAAGCAAAUCAGAAGGAUUUAGAUAAUGAUGAAGAGGCGCCAGGACCCCAGGAGAACCAGGGCGCUGACAAUGAAGAGGAAGCUGUUGUCGACGCAGAUGCUGACGAAGGCGAUGCGGAUGCCUCUGAUGCGAAAAGAAAAGAAAAACAAGAAGAGGAGGUGGAUUAUGAGAGUGAGGAAGAGGAGCAGGCAGAGAACGAAGAUGAGGAAGAAACUGAGAAUUCUGCUCCCUCUCCAGAUGUUCAAGAGACAGAUGAGCAAACACCGAUGCCCGAGGAGUCGACUUCCUUACCCUCCGUAACGAGCAAGUUAACCAAGGAUGUAGCCUUGGAGAACCGAAUUAAUGCUGUGCGCAGCCUCAACUCUGCCGUGCUAGAUUAUACAUAUGAUACAGAGAACUGUUUAUGGUGUGAGGUCACAAUACAGUUACCACUAAUGAAAGUCCAUUUCGACAUUUCCUCCCUUGUCGUUUUACUAUCUCAUAAUGUAGUCAUUCAUGAGACAAACGGAAUAACAAGGUGCUUGCUGAGCGAAUCCACUAACAAGCACGGGGACAAAGUGCUCACUCUUAACACAGAAGGCAUUAACCUGCCAGAGCUCUUUAAAUAUUCUGACGUAUUGGACAUCCGACGUCUUUAUUCCAAUGAUAUCCAUGCUAUGGCUAAAACAUACGGUAUUGAGGCGGCUUUACGGGUGGUUGAAAAGGAAAUUAAAGAUGUGUUUGCAGUUUAUGGAAUUGAGGUGGAUCCUCGCCAUAUCUCUCUGGUAGCAGAUUACAUGUGCUUCGAAGGAAUUUACAGUCCUCUCAAUCGCCUUGGGAUUCGGUCCAGCUCUUCUCCUUUUCAGCAGAUGACCUUUGAAACCAGUUUUAAAUUUCUGAAGGAUGCCACUAUGAACGGUGCCCAAGAUGAUCUCCGAUCUCCCUCUGCAUGCUUGGUUGUUGGAAAAGUUGUAAAAGGAGGUACUGGGUUAUUUGAUCUUAAACAACCAAUGAAGUGAGGGCCCAACUGGUAGCUGUGUUAUUGUCCAAGCCAAUAUCCUUUUACGGAGGAAGUCUUCCAAGUCGAGCGCUGGGCCCAUGGUCCUCUGGAGAAAAAUAAGUAUUGAUGUCACUACUGGGAAACACUUUGUGAUCCACCUCAGGGCUGUUGGCCGUGUUAUAGACUGCAGACAGAGCAGAUUGUUUAAAUUAACUUUACACGCAAGCAGACAAGACUCAUCAAGGUGGACUCACGCUAGAAUACCUUACCAGGUAUUUUGUCACUGUUUCAGUGUGGAUCUCCGUGUUCUGCAAUCUUGUAAAUGUCUAUAAAUGUAAACUGACUGUACUUUUCUAAUAAAGUAUUAUCUUAUA